Molecule: messenger RNA, 4969 nt
Organism: Styela clava
Lineage: Eukaryota; Metazoa; Chordata; Ascidiacea; Stolidobranchia; Styelidae
Biological process (GO): phosphatidylinositol phosphate biosynthetic process; inositol phosphate biosynthetic process
Cellular component (GO): cytoplasm; nucleus
Molecular function (GO): inositol hexakisphosphate kinase activity
Source: RefSeq, a predicted model, not a curated record
GAUUUCUAGAAUAUUCAACACCUAUAUGAACGUCAUUAUGCUAAUAUCUUAUCGAAUUCAUAUUUACAUAAUUCAUCAGAUCAAGCACUAUCUUAAUGAGGUAAUCUAGGCAUAAGGCGAGGUAAACCACUUUCGCUAUCGAUUGCCUGUCAAAAGCUUUAAAUUCUCAAGUAAACCUGGCGGACGAUGAUAUACGGUAGCCUACCCCAGCGUUCUGAGUUUUACGUAAACUACGGGAGACUGCACAAGUCGAACAACUAAUCGGACUGUACUACUGCAAUGCACGAUUAUCUGGUUAAUAAAACUUUUGAAGCAACAAGUAAACAUAUAUUUCAUUCCAAAUCAUCUCGGUAAAGGGAGCGCAGCGCGGUCGCUUACAUCUAACAACUAACAUUUCAAAAAGAACACUGCAUUGUGGAGCAAGUGCGUAAACGUCAUCACCGAUGGGAGAGAUGGAUGUACAUACAUAUGACGAACCUAUGUAUGUUGGAAAAGGAAGUGAUGACUGUGCCACUGUAUCCGUUAUCCGAAGUGACAGUAACGCACGAGUUAACGUAAAGGAACGUCACACCAUCGCGAAUACGUCAGACUCCUGCAUAAUACAGUCAAACAACAAACUGUCAAAAGGAUCUCCUGAUAAAGAUUCGACAAGUAAAGAUAUACGUGACAUCGGAUAUACAAAAGAACAUCGAUUGGCAGGGAAAAGAGUCCAUAUUGAAAAUCACAACACUAUAAACAGCAUACUGCGAUCGGGACCAACCAGUUCUGAAAAUAGAACUAGUAAAAGCGAAGAGAGAAUAUUAUUCUCACCAACUAUCGGGAAAUCGCAGUGCCGAUGUAAUAUUACUUCACAAUCAUCCCCAGUUUCGACGGAGCGGGAUUUUAGGAUAAGAAAAAGAGUUUUCCGUAUAACGCCGAGGCCUUACGUCCCUGACCCCGCUGUGAACCGGAACGAACCGCGCCAGCCUAAUCCAUCGAACAACGUAAAAGGGCGUGGACAUAUUUGUAAAACUAACAGCGGGACCUGUAACGUAAAUUCCACUGACACCUCCCCCGGCCCAAUACAAAACUCGUUAUUUAUUGAAAGAACGUUAAUAAAUGACAAAACGACAUUAAAAGAACAAACUCAUACGUCACAGCCCUUGUGUGAAGACAGUAUUUCAUGCAAAGCAAAUAUUUCCCAAAAUAGAACGCACAAAAAGAUCGAUAGCCCACUUUGUUAUGAAGCGCCCCCGACUGUUGACUUAACAUCUAACAACAGGCUCACGCACACAUACACCAAUUCACACAGCGCAAACCGAGUUACGUCAAACGUAACGGGCGUAAUAGACCAAUCCUGUUGUGACGCGACCACAUUAGUGGUUCGGAAAACCUCAGUUUCGAAGCUUUAGAAAGGCGUCCGAUCGACAAAACCGUAAGUACGGAACGGAGCAAAAUGGGAAACACGCCUCCACGGCGUUUACAACAGAGCGAUCCUAUCGGCAAUAUCAGGAAUAGCAAACACUCGUCCGCAAGUGCCACACCGCCUUCUGCUAACGAACAGCGACAAAAGGAGGACGACGAUUCAGUAUCAAAAUCGCAGACUUGCACAAUACCAGCAUUAAUCGUCAGCGAUUCAAGCCUCGAUCAAGAUAUGGAAGAAUUGUCAUUAAAUGAGAAAGACUUUACGACGAGCAAUAAAUCUGAGUACGAUACACGCACGAAUAUCAACGACGUCUUAGAGGGUGCAACAACGUCCAACCACUGGUGGAAAACCGCUUUGAAGACCUCAUAUAAGUUCGGAUAGCGCUUACAGUUCCGACUCGAGGUGUACCUCAAUGGAUAGUGCGUCUGAUCCAUCCGGUCGGGUGGACGAUUCGGAGUUUUGUUAUCAGGAGAAUUCGUCGUCACUUCUGUCGCCGGAUAAUAAAUCACCUGAUAUAAAAUCAAUAUCCUCAUCUUCUUCUUCAUCAUCAUCGCCAUCUCAUCCUGCUCUUGCAACUUCCGUCACUUCCAACGAUUCAACAUUGCGUGUUAUGAGUGAAUAUGGUCUGCAAAGAAAAUUAUCGUCGUCUUCCGGAUCGUCAUUCCGAUCUUCCCUCUCAUUUGAAGAAUCCGAAGACGAUAUGCUCAGCAGCGACGGCGAAAGCUUUAGGGAACACGCUGUCCACAAAGGACGUAGACAGAGCAAAGCGCAAAGUUCGUGGACGAAAAUAAGGCGCAUGGUCAUUUGGUCACCUUUUAUGCAAUCAUUCAAAAAGAAAUAUCCUUGGGUACAACUUGCCGGCCAUGCAGGGAAUUUUCAACCAGGAGAAGAGGGCUGUAUCUUGAAGAAAUUUUGUUCAAGAGAAGCCGAUUGUCUAAAUAAAUUAUCCACUGAUAAUGCAUUAAGACCGUUUGCACCUGAAUAUCAUGGAAUAGUAGAAAAAGAAGGAGAAAAAUACACGAGAAUGCAGGAUUUAUUACUCGCAUACGAUUGCCCCAGUGUGAUGGACUGCAAAAUGGGAGUACGAACCUAUCUCGAAGACGAGCUCGUGAAAGCAAAGAUAAAGCCAAGAUUACGUCAUGACAUGUACGCAAAGAUGACUGAAAUUGCACCAGAGGAACCAACACAAGAAGAACACGAACAAAGAGCUGUUACAAAACCACGAUACAUGCAAUGGAGGGAACACGUCAGUUCUUCAUCAAAUCUUGGCUUCAGGAUUGAAGGAAUAAAGAAAGCCGACAACGAUCCGAGUAAAGAUUACAAACUGACGAAAACAAAAGAACAAGUUAAAAACGCUUUUAAAUAUUUUAUCGACGACAAUAUUGACGUGUUGGAAAAAUACAUAAAAAGGUUAAAAGAUGUCAGGGACGCAGCCGAAAAAUCAGAAUUCUUCAUGUCUCACGAGGUAAUUGGAAGUUCACUUCUCUUUGUUCACGACAAAACCGGAAUUGCCAGUGCGUGGAUGAUAGAUUUCGGUAAAACUUCACAACUUCCGGAUAAUAAGAAAUUAACGCAUAGAGAGGAAUGGAUAGAAGGAAACAGGGAAGAUGGCUAUCUCUUUGGACUUGAUAACCUCAUUGGUAUAUUUGAAGAAAUUUGCAAGGAGUUGAUGUCAGAUUCUGUCAAUAUAAUACAAUCAACGGAAGUAAACGGUAAUCAGGAACCGACGUCGAACGACGUAAAUGAGAGUGAUAACAACGAGCAAAGCAGGCUUCCUGGAUCACCACUAACGUUGACACUUUCAAGUCAAUCAUCUGCCGAGAGUGUCGAGUCCUCGUCUUCCCAACCUCAAGAUGGACCGACGGACGACAUUGCGUCAACACAAAACAAUACAAAAGAAAACACGCGCAAACCACCUUUAAAACGUCAAACGGCGUCUUCCGAACCUGACGCAUGUCAUCAACCAACUUUAGCAACCGAUCCCGUGACUGAUAACAUCACAAACGACGCAAAAAACGUAAACACCGACGUUGCAAAUGGCUCUGUCGGAACUAUAAACGAUAUAAAGGACGAUUCACACCUGGAUGAAUCGAGGGGUCCAGGUACAACAUGAUUACCCCAAUCUCUUCCCUACAAGUGGGUAGUUGAAAAUCCAUGGGGUCUACGUACUCCGUGCCUCAAAGCUUUCUAGGAGUGUGUCAGGCAAUCCACUGUCCUUACAACAGUACUCACACAGAUAAUAUUGAACCGAAUCACAUCACUAACAAUCAUGCAUGAUCUCAUUCUAUGUUGAUCGUCGGUUAUUGAGUGCACUAAUUUCCGGCCUAGCAAAAGUAUGGGCUUGACUUAGGUUUUCGUGCACUUCUUGCUGAAGGUCUUUUCUAUGUCUCAAGGCCAAGAACUAGACAAAUCAUUUGUUAAUUAGAAUGAUUUCUAGACCAAUAGCCCAUCAACAAAAACAGCGAUGGGCCUGUUAGUCAACUAAACAGCAAUUUCAUUAAUCUAUUCAGGUAUCUUUUCAGGCAAAUUCGGCAAUGAUCUAUCUCGUAAUAUAUCGUGUCUGCUUGUAAUAUAAUGUUGGUUGUAAAUUGUAUUGUUAACGCUGCAAUGCCUUCACUUGAGCUGUUUAUUACACCAUAACUCGGAAAGCUAAUUAUUUAUCUUUUAAUGUCCAAUAUCUCAUAACGGUACAAUGUGUACGUUACUUUAUCACCAGAUUUCACAACAUUCGAAUCGCCAUUAUUUUCUCAAUUACCUAGAAAUGUGUUGAUUUUCAAACUGUAAAUCAUAACCACUUUGAUUCGUGGCGGAGUCGGCCAUGUUUUGUCCAGGAAUUUCAACCCCCAAGAUAUUUUGAAUCGCACACUCUCGCUACAACGUUUCGGCUGACAAAACUUCAAUAUUUUCGGACAACAGACUUCGCUUUUUUUUUUAACUUACAGAACAGUUCGAUUUGGGCUACAAAAUUCGCGAUUUCUUAUCAAUCGUUGCUUCCUGUAUUUCUGGAAGACAAAUUAUAAACUAUAUCUUGGCAAAUAUCGAAUUACACAUACAGAUUUGUUAUUACAGCACCCGGUCGGUAAAUGGAGAUUUUAUUUAAGUUGGCUCGUGUAUAGGUCGAAGUUGUCAACAUAUAUAGAUGGAUACUCCACAUGGGCAAGUCGAGUUACACUGCAUUUUGCAGACAACUUUUCAAGGCCCAUAGUCGUUCAUAUUCUUUUGAUUGUCGCAUCAUAAUAGGGCAAUUUUCCGAUUUCUUCAAAUUCCAUUUCUUCUGUUAUCUUACUUAUCGAUUUUAUCAUUUUGUUAGUCAUUGUUUUAUCAAUUAUCUUUACUUUAUUAUUAUCUUGUGCACGAAUCUAUUUAUCGUUUUAUUUUAUCUGUGGCUUGCCGUUACAGAUAAUAUCAUGUUAUUUGUACCGGUGUUGAUUUAUCAUCCGCUGUUGCCGUGUUUAUCAUCUUCUUCUUGUUAUUCUCUCUUAUCUCAUUUUAUCGUAUCGUUAUCGUGUGCACUCAAAAUCAUGAUUUGUUAUCAGACUAAUGAUUAUCAAAUUCUUGAUGAAA